Penicillium cataractarum is the source of this 1209-nucleotide messenger RNA. RefSeq lists its product as uncharacterized. The record is from RefSeq and is a predicted model, not a curated record. Bases 1 to 1209 code for a protein of 402 amino acids. Lineage: Eukaryota; Fungi; Ascomycota; Eurotiomycetes; Eurotiales; Aspergillaceae. The transcript is spliced from 2 exons.
AUGAAUAGGUUAUUGAUAGGCUUGCUAUUCUUGCAAUUUGUCUCGAUUAUCGAUGCUUUCUACGAUUGUCCUCGCGAAUUGUGUGAAACAUGCCUCUCGACGCAGAUUCACGAUGCUCCCGGGAUUGGCUUUGACCUGACUCCGUCAUAUGGAACAGCAUCUGUACAUUACUAUAACGGGACUGUCGUUGAAGUAGCCCAUAUCCAAGGAAAUCCCGAAUACCUUGAGCUUAUGAUGCGACUUGCACGCGAACCCAGGCGAGGGUUCGACAGACCCGAGAAAUCUCGCUAUGAAAUUAUUCCUUCCCGGUUCUCCCUAUCUGAUACCACUUCAUGGGGCGCUUGGUGGCGUUGGCUUAACAAGAAGCUCGGUCGCCCGAUCAAAGCCCACGGCGAUGUUGAACUCAUCAGUGAAUUACUACGAGAACUAAAAGUUUCUACCGAAAAAGAAAUAUCACAACCACUUGACAGAGUUGCUGUUACGACCCCGGAUAUCGGCUCCAUCAGUGAAAUUGUCAACGCUGCCCUCGGAGACCUGAACCUACGCACAUGGGUAGGCGACAGCGGUUAUUACCCCAAACGCUUGGUGGAGGCCGAUGCUGUUUAUGCAGCAAACGGAUAUGGACUCUGUGCAAACUACCAGAAUCUUUGGGAAUGCUCAGACGAGUUUGAUGAAUGGUCCAUUACCCAAGUCUUCACUAUCUUCUACAGUCGACAUCUUCUAUACACCAGCAUCAUAGCCCCUAUCUCUGGCGAGGCUUUAACUCGAUUCACUUGGGACGAAGCGCAGCUUCUGGAUUUUGAAGUCGGGCUAGACCAUAUUCUCCAUACAAAUGGUUCUCAGGAUGCACUAUGGUCCCGUAUUCGUUCGCAACUAUUGGUCCUACCUCGAGAGUACCCGGGUUCUCUGACUCAUAUUCUUCUGGCUGGGGAGAGUAUCACCCACCCGCAAUUUUUAGCCAUUUUGAGAGAUGCCCUGGCUGAAAUGAUGCCUAUAUUGUCCGUGAAUCUUCAAACGGAUAUCCCAAAUGAUACAGAUCCUGCUAUUGUGUCUAAUAUCAUCGAUCCAACAUUCGCAGCCUCGCGAGGUGCCGCACUUUUUGCUCGAAGACGACAAGAGGUACAGGCCCACUGUACUGAGCCCUUCAAAUGCGAAGUGGCAAGGAAAAGAGAGCGAAAAGGCCCUCCACUGAAGGUUGAUCUACGUUAA